Molecule: messenger RNA, 309 nt
Organism: Paramecium sonneborni
Lineage: Eukaryota; Ciliophora; Oligohymenophorea; Peniculida; Parameciidae
Source: the annotation of a GenBank genome assembly
AUGAUUUUGUUAUUUUUGGAAUUACCUUACUAUUUUCAUUUUUAUCGUUUUUCUAAUCCUGCCUAUUUAAUUAGAAGAAAAGAACCUCUUUAUACUUUAAUAACAACAGUUGACCAUCAAAAUAUAUGUCCUUUUUAUCUUGUUAUAAAAUUACCUCGCAGUAAACAUUGUGAUAUUUGUAAACGUUGUCUUUUAGUUUAUGAUCAUCAUUGCCCUUGGAUCAAUAAUUGUGUAAAAUUCUUAUAUAUAUAUUAGGUUGAUGCUCUAAAUCAUUUGUUUUUUAUUUUAUUGUAUUUGUAAUUACUUUGA